Plodia interpunctella (Indianmeal moth) is the source of this 2523-nucleotide messenger RNA. It is a transcript of the gene Cyp366a1, whose product is annotated as cytochrome P450 4c3-like. Gene Ontology annotation, molecular function: monooxygenase activity; heme binding; iron ion binding. The record is from RefSeq and is a predicted model, not a curated record. The transcript is spliced from 13 exons. Lineage: Eukaryota; Metazoa; Arthropoda; Insecta; Lepidoptera; Pyralidae. Bases 370 to 1878 code for a protein of 502 amino acids.
CUGUACUGAGUACAGCAUUAUUAUCUGUGGAACUAUACUUAGGAGGCUUUAGUAUGGUUUAGGAAGUAAGGUAAACUGCGCGGAUUGCAAUAUAAGAAUACAUAAGGCAGGAUAAAGUUCAUGAAAUGUUUUCAUCGUGAAGAUUUUACAUUGAAAUAUAAGCGAGGGCAAUUAGAAAUAUAAAAAUAAAUACACACAAUUUAAUGACAUACAACCGGGACCAACGCCUUAACAUACCGUCCGAAGCACGGAGAAGCUCAAGACGUUCACCCAUCCAGUAACUGACCAUUGAGAGAGUGACUUACCCACCACUAUCAGACGCCGAACGCGCUCCUCGUCCAUUGAGCUCCUCAUUGAGCGUGCAAUAGGAUGAUUUCUUUGCUCCUUGUGGCCCUACUUCUGGUCUGCGCGUACUGCUUCACGUACAUAAAGGAACGACGCGCGCGCAAAAUGCUGGCGGGUCUACCGUCGUUCUCCUAUCUUCCGUUCAUCGGAAGCAUGUACAACUUUAUUGGAGGUUCAGAGGCAAUAUUUCACCAAUUAGGCAAUAUCUGCAAAAUGACGGAAGAUUCUGGAAAACCGGUAGUUGUAUGGAUUGGUUACAACCCUGCUUUGUUUUUGUGUGAUCCCGAAGAUGUGAAAGUUGUGACCAACGCGUUUAUAGAAAAACCAUUUUACUACAAAUUUGCUAAACUGUGGCUUGGAGAUGGCAUGUUGAUCGCGUCUGGUCCCAUAUGGAAACGCAACUUCAAGAAGAUAAUAUCUGCCGGCUCAUUCAACACGGCGACAGUUGAGAGUUACCAGGACAAGUUUAGCUCGCAAGCUGCUAAGCUGGUGGCGCAGCUGGCGGCAGAAGCUGGUUCACCGCCAUUUAAUGUGAUGGAUAUGCUAGCUACUAACACUUUGGAGACUAUUUGCCUGACCGCACUGGGUACAAAUUACUCCUCAGAGCCGACCUUCAUGGAGCAGUACUAUCACGCCUUGCAGCGGACCUUAACCCUCCUGGUGCAGCGAGGUUUCAAUAUUCCGCUACACGCGGACUUCCUGUACCAUCUCACUCCAAUGUACAACGAGUUCAAGAAACAUGUCGCUGUGCUACAUAAAGUUACACACACUGUGAUGUCUCAAGUAAAUGAACAAAAUAAAAGCCUGAAGAAAUCUGAUGACAAUAAUAUAAAUGGUCAACCACGGGCCAAGUACAAAACUUAUUUGGAAAAUCUUCUGGAGUUGCAGUCUUGUGACCCACAGUUCAACUGGCAACAGAUCCAGCACGAAAUACACACUAUCAUCGUGGCAGGCCAGGAGACGGUGGCGACCGCACUAUUUUACAUCCUCCUCAUGCUGGGCUGCCAGCGCACGGUGCAGAACAACUUAUACCAAGAGUUGAAAGGAAUAUUCGGAGACAGUAAACGACCCGUCACGAAAGAAGACCUGGACCGUAUGCCGUAUUGUGAAGCCGUGAUCAACGAGACGUUAAGACUGUAUCCGCCAGCUCCUGCCGUCAUUCGAUAUGCUGACCGGGAUCUGAAAAUUAAAUCUUGCACAAUUCCCGCGGGCACUGCGUGCGUGGUCGGCGUGUGGGGUCUGGGUCGGUCGCGACGGCUGUGGGGCCCAGACGCUCUGCAGUACCGACCGGAGCGCUGGCUCGACUCCGCCUGCCCUGGAAACUCGCCCGCAUUCUCCGUCUUCAGCUAUGGACGCCGAGCUUGCAUAGGUAAAAAGUACGCCAUGUCGUUUCUGAAGACUGCGCUGGCGCAGUGCGUGAGGGAACUGGAGUUGGAAUCCGAGGCAGACAAGAUGCGGUUCAAACUGGACAUAGCUCUGAGGCCAGUCAACGACUAUUUCAUACAAGUUCGGAGGAGAGAUGAACAUUUAUAAAAAAAUGAAUUCGCUUGUUCUUAUUAAAAUAAACGUAAAGCCGACUACAGAAUAUCGUCUCGGAACUUCUAAUUCUAAUGCAAAUUUAAUUUUAAUUUUAAUUAAAGUAAAAAUAAUUUAAAUAAUGACUCCAUUCAUCUCUUUAAAAUAAUUAAUUUUAGUUUGGUAUUCCAAUUAAGGGGAUUUCUUCAUAAAAACGAACAAACAAACGAACGAACUUUUAGAAGCAUAAUCGCGAGCGGUAUCGCAAUUUGUGUCAUAUUUAUAGAUAAUGAUACAGAACAGAACCCUUUGUACGCGAGUCCGUCUCGCACUUGGCCAGUUUUGUUUGAAUUGUUGUAUAAUUACACAAUACAGCAUGACAAACGACAUCGUCUGUUGACAUACAGACGGACGGAGAGCAGUCUUAUUAAACGGGUCCCGUUUUACCAUGGAACCAUAAAAAUUAGAAAAUGAGAUGAAAAAUGAGCAUUAAAUAUGUUGUUUUCUUUAUUUAUAUAGUUUUUAAUUAGUUUAUGUUUAUUUUAAUGUCAAAUAUUUAGCGUUUUGUCGUGAAGCACUUAAAUGUCUGGUAUAAUAUAGACGUGUUAUGAAAUCUGGUACAUAUAAUAUUGAUAAUAAAAAAAGAACUUUUUAUAUGUUUAA